Molecule: messenger RNA, 2166 nt
Organism: Venustampulla echinocandica
Lineage: Eukaryota; Fungi; Ascomycota; Leotiomycetes; Helotiales; Pleuroascaceae
Product: Multidrug resistance efflux transporter EmrE
Exons: 2
Coding region: 1-2166 (721 amino acids)
Biological process (GO): magnesium ion transport
Cellular component (GO): membrane
Molecular function (GO): magnesium ion transmembrane transporter activity
Source: RefSeq, a predicted model, not a curated record
AUGGACCAAACCGCACAUGUUCUCGCAACGGCCCAUGAGAUCUACGCCCGCGCAAACUCGACGAGCCCAUUGGAGUCAAGCAAGGAAAGGCCUCCGGUAUACAAGGCAAUUGGAAUAUCGUUAGCCGUGGCAUCGGGCUGCUUUAUCGGAGUGUCCUUUGUGCUGAAGAAGGUUGGGUUGCUGAAGGCGAACGAGAAAUAUGACGAAGUCGCUGGCGAAGGAUAUGGGUACCUCAAAAACGUUUUUUGGUGGACGGGAAUGACCUUGAUGAUAAUUGGGGAGAUCUGCAAUUUUGUGGCGUACGCUUUCGUCGAUGCUAUUCUGGUUACGCCCCUUGGCGCAUUGUCCGUGGUGAUCACAACUAUUCUAUCGGCAAUAUUCCUAAAGGAACGGCUAAGCAUGGUCGGGAAGGUUGGCUGCUUCCUUUGCAUUAUCGGAUCGGUAGUCAUCGUCAUGAAUGCUCCGUCUGAGUCCUCUGUGGCCACUAUACAGGAUAUGCAACACUUCGUUAUUGCCCCUGGAUUUUUGAGCUACGCUGGUGUGGUUAUCGUCGGUUGCGCGUUCAUUGCCCUCUGGGCCGGACCGCGGUAUGGCAAGAAGUCCAUGCUUGUCUAUAUAUCCAUUUGCAGCUUGAUUGGAGGGCUCAGUGUGGUAGCCACUCAGGGCCUAGGUGCUGCUAUCGUUUCACAGAUUGGCGGCGUUAAGCAGUACGAUCAGUGGUUCCUCUACGUCUUGUUUGUCUUUGUCAUCGCCACUCUUCUGACGGAAAUUAUUUACCUAAAUAAAGCGCUUAAUCUAUUCAACGCCGCCCUGGUAACCCCUACUUAUUAUGUGUUCUUCACAAGCUCCACCAUCAUCACCUCGACCGUCCUCUUUAGAGGGUUCAAAGGGACCCCCACUUCUAUCAUUAGCGUUGUAAUGGGGUUUUUAGUCAUCUGUUCAGGAGUCGUUCUUCUCCAGCUCUCUAAAUCAGCCAAAGAUGUUCCAGACGCAGCGGUUUUCGCAGGCGAUCUGGACCAAGUUCGCACUAUUGCCGAACAGGAGCAGCCUGAGUCAGAACCAAAAGCGGAUGCUAUUCGAGGCACGGCAGCGAUCAUCCGACGACUGUCUACCUUGAGAUCAAACAAGGAACUAGAGGAGGCUAAGAGAAUACAUGAUGAAAAGCAGCUGGAUCUUCAGUCUAUUGGAGAAGAUGGAGUUAAUGUGCAGUAUGAAUGGGAUGGUCUACGACGACGGAGGACGACUUUCGGAACGAAUCGAACGAAUCCCAGUGUUCGAUCUCGGGACCCCUCCACUCCUUUUCCGGCGUUCGACCCUAAUGUUUCUACACCUCAGCAUCCACCACUUGGCAUGUCUCGUUUCCCAUCCGACUCAGAUUCCGAAGAUGAAGAGCGGCCUCUGACGAGAGGAUCAUCCGUCUUCAAUCGUAUGAAAUCAGUUAUUGUCCCUGGCCGACGAAGGUCAACACUUGGAAGUGGUGUCUCCCAGAUCCAAAGCCCAAUGCAUCCCGUUCCCUUGACAGAAAUUGCCAUCCCCUCGUAUAAGGGGGAUGACCCUAACGGUCCUCCUUAUUAUGACCGUGAUACACAGUAUAGAGGUGCCGGCGAGCGACACAUAACGAUAGUUGAUGAGGGAGGUUCACAACGCACAGGGAGCAGAGGAAGCAGCUUACACCCUGAUGCUGGACCCAUCCCCCCACAGCAUUCUGCUCGGAGGCAAUUCUCCUUCCAGAAUGUGUUCAGGAAAGGCCAGGGGGCCGCUCAACCACCUGGUGAUGAACUCGCACCACCGAGCAGAUCACCCAUGAUUCGACAAGGACUGGGCCAGAGGAGAGGUAGCCGUGGUGCGCACGUCAAAGGCGCAACGGAAGAGGAGAGGCUAGGCUUAGUGAAGGGCGAUACUGGAGCAAGCAAGCCCUCCUUACCACCAUAUGACGGACCACCAGCCUUGGUUGAAGACGAUGAUGAAUGGCUGGGCGAAGACAAGCUCCCUGGGCAGAUGAGAGAUCUCACCCCACCUCGCAGCAGAGAAUUAGAAAAGCGAGAAGAAGCCGGAGAGAGCAGCCUCUCUGAAGAUGACUACACAAUGCAGAAGCGGAAAGCGAGGAGGGAGCGCGAUGGCUCGCCGCCCCCGCCAUUUGAUGAUUCGAAACAACCGUUUAUAUAA